Messenger RNA from Hydra vulgaris (swiftwater hydra), 831 nucleotides. The record is from RefSeq and is a predicted model, not a curated record. NCBI's taxonomy places the organism in Eukaryota, Metazoa, Cnidaria, Hydrozoa, Anthoathecata, Hydridae.
AUUAUAGAUUCAAAACACCUUAACAAGCUUGUAGACUUUCAAGAAGGUAUGGAUUUGAAGUUUGCUUACAAGCUUACAUCUGAACAUCUUGAUGAAAAACAUUUCAACAAAAUGAAAGUAUCAAGAGCAACAUCUGUAAUGAAUCAUGAUGUAAGUUGUGGAUUAAAAUUUAUUGCAAGUGAAAUAAAAGAUGAUUCUAUUCUCACAACUGCUUGGUUUAUAGGAAUUGUUGAUAAAUGGUUUACAAUAAUGACUUCACGAAACCCAGGUAUGGCUCUUAGCAUGAAAAAUGACAAAGGUUACAAUGAAACAAUAACUUUUUUAAAUGAAGUCAUAGAGAUAUUCAAUGGUUUAAAAAUAUUAGGCCAAACUGAAAAAAUAAGGUGGAAACCUAUUCAAUCUGGUGUUAUAUUAUCAACAACAUCAGUUAUUAACUUGCAAAAUAAGUUUCUUCUGAAAAAAAAGUUUGAUUUUCUAAUGACAUCACGAUUUACGCAGGAUUGCCUGGAGAAUCUUUUUUCCCUGGUACGUGCAAAAUAAGUAAUUCCUACUGCUCUUCAAUUUAAAAAUAACUUGAAACUUAUUUGCGUUGCCCAAUUCUUGAAAAAAUUAUCAAAAGGCAGUUAUGAUAUAGAUGACCGUCAAUUCUUAUCUGGUUUUCUUGAUAUAGUUAAUAGUAAUGUGCAUAAACCACAGCAAAGCGGUUGCAUUUUUUACCUAAAGAUUGGGAUAAAACCUCUAACUUAAUCUUAAGUAAUGCUGAGCAAAAUUGUUUGUUUCAUAUUGCAGGUUAUAUAAUUUCUAGAGUUAAAAAAAUUUAAAAAGUUUGCA